Uranotaenia lowii is the source of this 1821-nucleotide messenger RNA. RefSeq lists its product as uncharacterized. The record is from RefSeq and is a predicted model, not a curated record. Bases 179 to 1765 code for a protein of 528 amino acids. The transcript has 2 exons. Gene Ontology annotation, molecular function: zinc ion binding; nucleic acid binding. NCBI's taxonomy places the organism in Eukaryota, Metazoa, Arthropoda, Insecta, Diptera, Culicidae.
AUGUAAGCUCAACAAGGUUUCAGCUGAAACAAAACAAUCAUGGUUUAUUUCCCUAAGUGGGGAUGAAGUAUUCGACGAGAUUAAAUUGCUCUUUCCAAAACAGGAAGUUGAAAAUUUAUCUUAUGAUGAUAUUAUCAAAAAAUUGAAAGCGCGUUUCGAUAAAACAGAGCCUGCACUUAUGAACAGAUACAAAUUCAGCAAACGAGAUCAAGGUGUUGAUGAAAUGGGUGAAAAUUUCAUUCUAGCAGUAAAGCUCUUAGCUGAAAAUUGCAACUUUAAAGAAUUUAAAGACGAAGCUAUUCGUGACCGGUUAGUUUUCGGGAUGAGAGAAAAGGAAUUACAAUAUAAAAUUUUGAUGGAAGAUGAUAUUAGCUUAGAAACAGUAGAACGAAUGAUUGUGAACAGCGAACUUGCUGGACAGCGAGCUAAAAUCAUUAGCGAGAAUAGCGGUUUAGCGUCUGCGAAUAUUCUUUCCAUAAGACAUCGUUUGGGUCGAAGAGAUGGCUAUGAUCGUCGUCUUGAGGGUCGUGGUCGUGAUUCUAAUUCCGGAUAUCGGGUUCGAAGCAGGAGUCGAGAACGUGAUAACAGUAGGGAGCGAAACAGCUAUGAAUUUAAUCGCAACAAACAGGAGUGGAAUAAUCAUGAUAACGCUAGAUGUAACUACUGCAAACGUAGAGGGCACAUCAGGAAAAACUGCUUCUUAUUAAAUAAGACUAAAUCGGUGAAAUUCGUUGAAGAGGAAACAUCAAAGGAUCCUGUGCCAUUCGACAAGUUCAACAGAAUGAGGUUGGAUCAUUCUGAAGAUGAAUCAGAUAUCGGUUGUAUGAUGAUUUCCAGGAAGAUUAGCAGUAACGCGCCUUGUAUGGUUGAGGUGAUAGUUGAAGGGAAAAAGUUACUUAUGGAGGUGGAUACAGGAUCGGCAGCUUCGGUUAUUAGUAUGGCGAUUUAUCUGAAACAACUUAGCUACAUUACGGUUACCAAAUCAUCAAAAAAACUAGUAGUAGUUAAUGGCGCAAAGCUUUCGAUAUUUGGUGAGAUUUCAGUAGAAGCUAGAUUGAACAGUUUAGUUUACAAGCUAAAACUUAUCAUCUUACAAAGUGAUAUCAAUUUCACUCCCUUACUUGGGCGCGACUGGCUUGAGCUGUUUUAUCCUGAAUGGAGAACUAACUUUGUACCCUGUAAAAAUAUCAUGGCCUUGAAAACGGAUCUCAGUUUGGAGCAAACAAUAAGUAAUAUAAAAUCUAAAUUUGAUAAAGUUUUUACACAGAAUUUUUCUGAACCAAUUACAGGAUACAAAGCAGAUCUAACAUUCAAAAGUUAUCAGCCAAUUUUUAAGCGAGCGUAUGAGGUUCCUUUCAAAAUAAGAGACCAGUUUGUUAAACAUUUGGACAUGUUGGAAAGCCAGGGCGUGAUUUCACCAGUAAAGGCUAGCGAGUGGGCAUCUCCUGUAAUAGCGGUUUUGAAGAAGGACAACGACAUCCGAAUGGUUAUAGACUGCAAGAUAGCCAUUGGUAAUCACGUUCUGACGGCGCACAAGCAUCAACUCAAGAUGGCUCAUGUGCCUUUGGGUCGUUCCAGGGUGUUCGUCUCUCGGAAUAACAAUUGCAAACGUCGGAGAGAUUCCUUAGACAGUGAAGCGGAGUUCCAAGGAUUUCCAGACGAACCGCUGAGCCUAGAUGUGGCAGCGUCAGCGAUGGAUAAACGAAUUACAAACGGAAGAAGUCCCAUUAUCACCCGUUCUCGAAAACGUAGACUAAUGGAAUAAUAUGUUGUAGCGCGUUGUGCUUGCAAAAUGCAUUUGAAACCAUUGAAUGGAGUUUA